Pyricularia oryzae 70-15 is the source of this 3623-nucleotide messenger RNA. RefSeq lists its product as uncharacterized. NCBI's taxonomy places the organism in Eukaryota, Fungi, Ascomycota, Sordariomycetes, Magnaporthales, Pyriculariaceae. The record is from RefSeq and is a predicted model, not a curated record. The coding region runs from base 891 to 3014 and encodes 707 amino acids. The transcript has a single exon.
CCUGUCCCCAACAGGUAUCAGCUUGGUACAUACUCAGUCCAUAAAUCCAGGCCAGACUCCAGUCCGCCACCUUCUACCUGAUUUCCCUCAACUCUCUUCCAUAUUCGACUCUGAGAUUUAUUUGCUUGAAACACUUCUACAUUACCUAUUUUCUAUUCAUAUCCGUGCGACAAUUUGGAUCGCCGUUUCCAAGCAUUCAAGGCCUGCGCCCCUUAUCCGCUUUUAGUAGCGACGUCACUUUGCAAGUAACAGGGGACAGGGUCCUAAGCGGCGAGAAAAAAAAAGCCUCCACUAGUACUACAUUAGGACAGGGACCACCCGACCCAGCCAGGGGGACGGAGGGGCAACCCACCACUUUGCUUGACGGUCGACGGACUCUGCAACCGUCGUUUUCGCCUGAACCACUAAAUAACUCCUGCGACGCGCACAACCUACACACCCUCCAAUGAUUCCAGAUCUCUUUGGCUUUACCCUAUAAUUCACUCCCACUGCCAAAAAAUCAUCUCUUCGCUGAAUUCACUUCGCCUCAUAAAAUAAGCCCAACACCACACUGCCAAGCCAAAGCACGGCCAACAACUUUUUUUGCUCUGGUAUCACCAGAGUCUUACUACUCUUCAAAAUCCUUUAAUCCCUCCGCCUCGACGAUUCUCUGGCCCUUGAAUAUGUCUCUCCUGUUAUAGUGACACGGUCCGUUUUGGACACACCAACACCAAGCACUGUUGCACUCAGUAUAGGUGUAUCAACUUUAUAUGCGAUAUAUCGCCGCCACAAACAUCCUUUCUCCAUAAACCUCCUUUGGGAUAUCUCCCCCUUGUGCAACAACACCAGCAAUAUCUUCAAUACAUAGCUCAAUUUCAACUCUAAGCUUGAACCUACAAGACCAAUUCACCAUGUUCAACCACAGGAUUCACGACAAGGUCACCUCGAAUGUUCUUGCGUGGAGCGCGCACGCCUCCAACGAGAUCAUCAGCGAAGACGACGCUGCCCCUGAAGCCGACGAGCCCGACUUAAGACCCCUCGGCAUGUCUCCCGCAACCAAGAAGUUCCAGAAGUCGGCAGUACCCAGGGUACCCGAGAGCGCCUCGCUCCUCACCAAGGCUCUCCAGAGCCCCUCAGAGGACGACUCACAUGACAAUUACUCUCCCAGCAAGAUCUCGAGAAGACGACGAUCUUUUGCUAGCACCAUCAGCAUCGCCUCUACUGCCGAGUACUCGUGCGACACUGGCUUUACCACACCCGCCAGGACUAGCUCCCCCAGCCCUCGCCUUGCCCAGAAGGAGGUGUUUGAGUCUACGGCCCCUCGCAAGGAGGAGAAGAAAAGGUGUAUUUCCUUUGCUUGUGCCGCUCCCCGACCCACGCCUGUCAUUGCUGCGCCUGCUCCCAAGCCCGCUGCUGCAGAGGUGCCCCAGAAGAAGUCGAGCAUUCGGUUCGCCUGCAACUCUCGCCCUGCUACUGAACAGACUAAGCCUGUCCGGAACACGCCGCCACCAGCAACUUUGUCGACCCCGCCUACCGUCAAGAAAUAUCGCUCACCUUCGGCAAACUCGCGCUCUGCCCGCUCCGUCACUCCCAAGCGCUCAUCUAACAGCCCUGUAGCUACUCGCAAGGGCUGGUUUACUGCCGACUUCAAGGAUCUGCAAGCCGAGGGCUCUCGAUUUCACGAGUUCGCUAGCGAUGAGGUCCAAGAUGAUGACUGGAUCAGACAAGACAAGGCGAACCAAAGGCGUAAGCUGACGAUCGACGACACCUUGGUCAAGGAGUUGGCAAUCCGCAAGCUUGGCAAGGAGGCUGAAGAGGAGGCCGAACAGGAGGAGGCUGAGGACGAUGCCAACGAUGACGAAGCCGCGGACGACUUGGAAGACGAAGACGCCGAUGACGACGAGGACGAUGAGGACGAGGAGGAUGAGGAAGAUUUGGAUCUCGACGACGACGAGUCUGGAUAUGGCACAGAGCCCGAAUCAGAGGGUUACCGUACUGACGAAGAGGUCGGGUUUGCCGAUUCGGAUGACGAAGACGAUGAGUUGGUUUUGUGGUGGCCCGGCACUUCUAGUGGCUCCAAGACUGCCAUCGCUUCGCUCUCGCGUCGCAUGUCGAUCGGCCAAUCCCUUGGCAAUAUGUCAGACUCAUCAGCCUUCUCCCCCGGGUGCACUCUACAGCGCCGUAUGAAGAUUCCUCGGUCUUCUCCUCGCGCAACUCGUCGGCCUGGUACUCCUGAGCUUCCCGACAGCACCGAUUUCGUCUGCGGUACUCUUGACGAGGACCGACCUCUUGAGGACGAGUACAUGUCAUGCAUGGCGGCCAAGAGGCAAGAGAAGCUCAGACUUAUUCCUCAGGAUUUUGAUCCUAGCUUUCCGACAUCAGACCCCGAGGACGACGAUGACGAGGCCUUCAAGCCACUCCACCGCAUCAGUGAUGAGCAUGUGUGGCUUCAUGGCGAGCUGGAGGAUCUGGACCAUGAGGGCGACGAACGCCAUGACCGUUCCAGGAAGGUCACCUCUCCCAGGCGGAUGCAUUCUCCUCCUCCCCGAGCCCGCGGCAGGUCCCCGCCGCCUCGUCGUCUCUUCGAUAGGCACUCGCCUCCUCGCCGCAUGCGCUCCCCAGCGCCACCUAUGGCCAGUGCAUCGCCUCAAGCCUCGCCCAUCGGAGGACAAGGUGUCGUUUUUAAGUCGCUUGCUUUCCGCCCUGGCUUGACCCACACCAAGUCUCUUCCCCGGGCUCCCGCUAUUUUCACCCACCUCAAGACUCAACACCAGCACGCUCAGCAGCGCAAGAAGUCUACCGUCGCGCACAAGGAUAAGCGUCAUGUUCGCGGUGCCAUUGACAUCGUCAAGGGCCUCGAGCAGCGCCGUCAGCGCCGUCGGGAAAAGCUCUCGCGCCAGCAGUGCAAUCGCGCCAGGAAGGGUCUGGCCCAAGAGAAACGUCCCGCUCCUGGCAAAGGCGCCGAGCGCAUGCGGGAGCUUGGACUGCUUAUGGCCGGCAAGAUCGGCCCGGGCAAUUACGUCCUGUCCGUUUAAGAAAUCCAUCACACAUUAUAUUUAUUCUUUUCCUUUGUUUCACAGGCUACAAUACAUCUGCAUCAUAUGGGGCCGGAGGGUUAUAGCGUGUUUUUUGUGGCGUUCUUUUUUUCUCUUUUCAAAGCAUCGAUCUCAUGGUCUAGAUCUUUAACACCAUUCGCUUCUUCGGUAUAUAUACCACAGCCUUGUCUUUCUUUUUUUAUCAUUUUACUGUAUAUACCCAGAUUUUGUUUUUCAUAUUUUCCUUUCGUUCUACUUCGUCGAACCAAAGCCACUGCGGUCUAUUUAAAGGGACGGCUUCUUUUUUUCAAAUCGGUACGGUCAUAUCACGCAUUGUUACGAACGGGAUACCCAAGCCAGAGGGAGGCUCAGCAUCAGCAUAGCAACAUUUGGAGGCACUCUUUUUAUCUUUUUGCAUCUGGGAUGGGUGGAUAUAUUUCCUUUGUUUUUUUUUUAUUUUUUUUUUAUUUUUUUUUUAUUUUUUUUUUGUUUUCUUUUUAUCUAGGAUAUCAUGGCGGGCGAAAAGGAGGGUUCAUCAUAACGGUUGGGAGGACUUGGUAGCAAUGUCCGAAACGGACUUUAACAUUCAAUGCUACAUCAUUCAAUGUU